Gallus gallus (chicken) is the source of this 3204-nucleotide messenger RNA. It is a transcript of the gene ELAC2, whose product is annotated as elaC ribonuclease Z 2. The transcript has 24 exons. Gene Ontology annotation, molecular function: 3'-tRNA processing endoribonuclease activity. Gene Ontology annotation, biological process: mitochondrial tRNA 3'-end processing. Lineage: Eukaryota; Metazoa; Chordata; Aves; Galliformes; Phasianidae. Bases 22 to 2550 code for a protein of 842 amino acids. Gene Ontology annotation, cellular component: mitochondrion. The record is from RefSeq and is a predicted model, not a curated record.
GGGGCGGGGCGCUGCACGCGGAUGUGGAGGCUGGCGUGGACGCUGCGGCGCGGUUUGGCGUGGGGUGCGGGCACGGUCAUGGCCGAGGGGCCUUCGGCGGCACGGCGGCCUAAGGAUGUCCCGCGGCACGUGUGGGCCCGCGAGCGGCGGCGCAGCGCGGGCACGGGUCUGUCAGGGCCCAACACCGUGUACGUGCAGGUGGUGGCGGCCGGCAGCCGCGACGCGGGCGCCUCCGUCUACGUCUUCUCCGAGUUCAACCGGUACCUCUUCAACUGCGGCGAGGGGACGCAGAGGGCCAUGCAGGAGCACAAGCUGAAGAUCUCGCACCUGGACAGCAUCUUCCUCAGCAGGGUGGCCUGGGCCAACGUCGGCGGGCUGCCGGGUAUGAUCCUCACAUUAAAGGCUAUGGGGCUUCAAAGGUGUGUCUUCCUGGGGCCACCAAAGCUGCAAAACUACUUGAAAGCUAUUCGUCUCUUUCCUGGGCCCCUAAAAAGAAUGGAUUUAGCUGUGCAGUUGCACACAGAGCCAGAAUACAAGGAUGAGACAAUGACAGUCCACCAAAUACCUCUAGUAGGAAAACCACUAGCUGCUGAAAGUACAUUUCCUCAGAGUCCUGGAUUAUCAGCCCAAGAUGGAAGUAGCUCAGAAAGUGACACAGAGCCUGGAUCCCCAAGAGCUGCGCAGCAAAGCUUGGAUGAGAGCAAGGAAAAAGGAAGCCCAAAGAAAACAGAUGGUGAACAGAAGCAUGCCAACAGGCAUCCUGAUCUGGUGAUGGCAUUCCUUUGUAAAAUUCACCCAAAGAAGGGAAAAUUUUUAGUUCUUAAAGCACAGGAGAUGGGUCUGCCAGUGGGAACACCAGCCAUUCUUCCUAUAAUUACAGCUCUUAAAAAUGGGGAGAGCAUCACUUUUGAAGGCAAGGAGCUUUCGCCUGAAGAACUGUGUGCCCCUGGUGAUCCUGGCCCAGUGUUCAUUGUGUUGGAAUGUCCCCAUGAGGGCUUUGUGGACGCUGUCUGUGAAAAUGAGACCUUCCGAAGGUACCAGGAAGGACUCAAUGAGGAUAAGGUUGCCUUGGUUAUUCACAUGACUCCAGAGUCAGUGCUUCGGGACAGCCGCUACCAGCAGUGGCUGGAAAGAUUUGGACCUGGAACUCAGCACUUGGUGCUCAAUGAGAACUGCUCUGCGGUGCACAAUGCGCGCAGCUACAAGAUCCAAAGCCAGCUGAACCUCAUCCACCCAGAGAUCUUCCCUCUGCUCACCACAUACCAGAUCAAGGAAGAAGAGGCUGUAUGUAGUGUGCCCAUUGUGCGAGGAGAGUGCCUUUUGAAAUACCACUUCAGACCCCACCAGGAGUGGCAGAGAGAUGCUGUGACCGUCUGUGAUCAUGAUACAUUUGUUGCUGAAGCCCUGGAUCUCCCUAACUUCCAGGCUCGUGUGAAGGAGUGCAAAGAGAGCCUGCCUGCUGUACCUGGAAACGGAAAUCCUUAUCCUGAAAUUGUGUUCUUGGGAACAGGGUCUGCAAUUCCAAUGAAAAUCCGAAAUGUCAGUUCUACACUGGUAAAUACUAGCUCUACCCGAUCCCUGCUCUUGGACUGUGGGGAAGGAACGUUUGGACAGCUCUGUCGCCACUAUGGAGAGCAAGUUGACCAAGUGUUGUGUAACAUAGUAGCUGUGUUUGUGUCUCACAUGCAUACGGAUCAUCAUUCGGGCUUGGUGAACAUCCUGAUGGAGAGGCGGAGAGCUUUUGCUUCCCUUGGUCAAGCUUUUAGUCCUCUGUUUCUGGUAGCACCUGAACAGAUCAUGCCUUGGCUACAUGAGUACCACAACAACUGUGAAUCGAUUCUCAGAGACAUCAAAAUGAUUUCUUGCCAGUCCCUUGUGAAAGGCUGUGAGAACAUCAAAUCUAAAACCAAAUGGUUUAUUACUUCUCUAUUAGAGAGCUACGACUUGGCUGAGUUUCAGACUUGUGAAGUCCAGCACUGUAAAAAUGCUUUUGCAUGUUCAGUGAUCCACAAAUCUGGAUGGAAAGUAGUAUAUUCUGGUGACACAAUGCCCUGCAUGGCCUUAGUACGAAUGGGGAAAAAUGCUACUCUGCUGAUCCAUGAAGCAACACUGGAAGAUGGAAUGGAAAAAGAAGCUAUAGAGAAAACACACAGCACAACCUCUCAGGCAAUUGAGAUUGGGAUGAAGAUGAAUGCUGAGUUCAUCAUGCUCAAUCACUUCAGCCAAAGAUAUGCCAAGAUCCCACUGUUCAAUGAAGACUUCAGUGAGAAGGUUGGAAUUGCAUUUGAUCAUAUGAGGGUACGGCUUGGUGACUUUUCAACCAUCCCAAAGCUGAUCCCACCCCUGAAGGCUCUGUUUGCGGAUGACAUAGUAGAGAUGGAGGAGCGGAAGGAAAAACGGGAGCAGCGCCUUCUGAAGGAGGCUGCAGUAGUCCUGGACCAACUGACAGGUGGUGAGAACAAGAAGACGCCAUCCCAGAAAAGGAAACAAGAUAAGAACCAUCAGGAAGUAUCAAACAAGAAACUUAAAAAGCUUAACACAGUAAACUGAAGGAAAAGAGGUAGAGAACGCUCCGUGCUCUAUAAGAGGUGCCCUGUGUUGCACAGGCCUCUGGGGCUGGCAGUGCUGGGGAGCCUGCAGGUACCAUGGGAAGAGGGGCUGGCCUUGGCGGCUGGAUGAGCUUGGUUGUCAGUGGAUCUCUGUGGGCUGAAGCUCCCAAGCAUGCUGUAGGCAGUGCAAGUCCUGUGGUGACAGUAUUUACCCUUGCAGCUCCUGUCCCUGGAUAUCGCCGGUCCAUGUGUCGUUUUUCUUUUAGCCAAGAGUUCUCUCUGAGCUGUUUUUAAUUUUGGUUUUACACUAGAAGCUAUUGGAAAUGCAGCAGCAGUUACAAUCUUGUGAGUUGUAGGAGGUGAAAUCAGGUAAGCCCUCAUAGGGCUGUGGACUCUCCAGAAUUGGGGGGAGUGGGGGAGCUCUCUCUGGUUACCCAAGGGAUGUACCCCGGUGCCAGGACCUAGGCUGUAGGAGGAAAUUUCAAAUAAAAUGGGACCCAAUUAAUUGCUCUUAGAGAUUUAGGUUAAUUUAAGGACCUGAAUGCUGCUGUGUUCCCAUUUUAUUUUGGUUUUCUUGAUUGAUUCCUCCCCUACCCCCAUCAGAACAGUUUUCCAAAACCUUCAUUUACAAUCUGAAUAAACCACUCAACAUCAA